This is a messenger RNA of Glossina fuscipes, 1484 nucleotides long. It is a transcript of the gene yip2, whose product is annotated as 3-ketoacyl-CoA thiolase, mitochondrial. The coding region runs from base 117 to 1313 and encodes 398 amino acids. The record is from RefSeq and is a predicted model, not a curated record. The transcript has 6 exons. Lineage: Eukaryota; Metazoa; Arthropoda; Insecta; Diptera; Glossinidae. Gene Ontology annotation, biological process: fatty acid beta-oxidation. Gene Ontology annotation, molecular function: acetyl-CoA C-acetyltransferase activity.
UAUUCAUAUUUGCAAGCAAAAAGUCCGCAGUAUAUAAAGCAUACAGAUUUAUUAUUUCUUGCAAUAACUUCGUCUCUUAUUAAAAGUUACUCAUAAAUAUCUACAUUCAUUAAAUCAUGUCGGCUGUUACUAAAGGUAUUUAUAUUGUUGCCGCUAAACGGACUGCCUUCGGUACUUUUGGUGGCGCCUUGAAAACUAUUAAUCAGGCCCAAUUGCAAACGACAGCAGCAAAAGCCGCUAUUGUUAGUUCAGGCUUAAAACCUGACCAAAUUGACACUGUGGUCGUUGGUCAUGUUAUGCCGUCCACAUCUAGUGACGGUGCGUUCCUACCUCGGCAUGUUGGUCUUCAAUGUGGGGUUCCAAUUGAGAAACCAGCUUUGGCUGUGAAUCGUCUUUGUGGGUCCGGCUUUCAAGCUAUUGUCAACGGAGCUCAAGAUAUAUUACUUGGCAGUGCAAAAGUUGCUCUUACUGGUGGUGUGGAGAAUAUGUCUCAAGCUCCUUUCAUGGCACGAAAUGUACGUUUUGGUACAACGCUUGGGGCCAACUAUAGCUUGGAAGAUUCCUUAUGGAUUGGUCUCACCGACAGCUAUUGCAAACUGCCUAUGGCUUUAACUGCCGAAAAUUUAGCUGAACAAAAUAAGAUUUCACGUGAGCGUGUCGAUGAAUUCUCUUUGCGCUCCCAAAAGUUUUGGGAAAGGGGACAACAAGAAGGCGCGUUCAAUGCCGAGAUCACACCUCUUAAAAUAAAGGUUAAAGGCAAGGAAGUCGAUUUUGUUGUUGACGAACAUCCAAGGCUGAAAACUACUUUAGAUGGUCUAGCGAAAUUGCCGUCACUUUUCAAGAAAAACGGUGUAGUUACGGCAGGAACAGCUUCGGGCAUUUGCGAUGGAGCUGCUGCUGUAAUAUUGGCCUCUGAAGCGGCGGUUAAUGAAUAUAAGUUGAAACCUUUAGCUCGCCUAGUGGCUUACGCGUACGUGGGAUGCAAACCAGAGAUUAUGGGCAUUGGUCCAGUCCCGGCAAUUCAAAAUGUUUUAAAAGUUAGCGGUAAAAAACUCGAAGACAUUGAUCUUAUCGAAAUUAACGAAGCUUUUGCUGCUCAAACAUUAGCUUGCGCUGAUGCUCUCGGUUUAGAUAUGAACAAAUUGAACGUUAAUGGCGGUGCAAUUGCUUUAGGUCACCCUUUAGGAGCUAGUGGAAGCCGUAUAACUGGUCAUUUGGUACAUGAAAUGCAACGUAAAAAACUUAAAUAUUCAAUCGGCUCUGCUUGCAUUGGUGGCGGUCAAGGUAUUGCCCUAUUGAUAGAAUCUUGCUAACUAACUCUCUAUUGUUCCCAAGCCUUGGUUCAACGUGCAUUUAUUUAUUUUAAGAAUGUUUUUUUUUUUUUGCAAAAUGUUAUGACAAUGUGUAACACACAAUAUUUUUUUUUUUUUAACAUAAUUUACAGAUAAACAAAAAUAUAUUUGAAUCUUUCUAUGCCCUCUGUA